AUGACUCAAAAAAAUUCGGAAGAUAAUUAUCUUACAUCAAUAAUGGAAAAUCCUAUCUUCAGCUCUGAGCUCAAGAAGAAAGAAGGACCAUUAGAGAUGUGGAAAACGUGUCGCUGCGAGCUAUAUAAAAAGUCAAUUGUAAUAAAACAAGGUUUCAGUAAUCCUUUAAUUCAAAAUAUCGAUUUAUCAUCAAAAUUAGAGGUCAAUGAGAUUCCAUCAAAUGUUAGAUAUCAGUUUUCUAUCAAGAGUCACAACUCAACAAUCUAUUUCCUAACAGAAAAUAAUAACAUAUUUCAUCAAUGGGUUGAUGCAAUCAGAUCUAUACUUUUAAGCAACAGAUACUUAACAAUUGAUGAAUUUACUAUCAUAUGUACUCUAGGACGAGGUUACUUCGGUAAAGUUUUACUCUGUGAACACAAUAUUACACAUGAUGUAUACGCGAUAAAGACUGUUAAGAAGGCUAGAAUUAUGAAUGAGCACAAAUUACACACAAUCUUCGCUGAAAGGAAUAUCCUAAGUGUUUCCCAUCAUCCUUUUAUUGUAACAAUGUAUUUCGCAUUUCAGACGGAUAAGAAGUUUUACAUCGGUUUGGAGUAUGUUCCUGGUGGUGCAUUAUUCAGGUUCCUUCAAAUCGGAAGAGCAAUGAAGAUAAGUGAAGUAAGAUUUUAUGUUGCUGAAGUUGCAUUAGCAUUAGACUAUUUACACUCCAAAGGAAUUCUUUACAGAGAUUUGAAGCUUGAAAAUGUCCUUUUGUGCCAAGAUGGUCAUGUAAAACUCACAGAUUUUGGACUUUCAAAAUUUGUUGUUGAAAAAGGAAAUUAUCAGCAAACAUCAACAUUCUGUGGUACCAAUGAGUACUUGUCACCUGAAAUGAUCUCCGAUAAACCAUACGGAUUUGAAAUCGACUGGUGGACACUCGGAGUUUUCACUUAUGAGUUCCUUUUCACUGAAACACCAUUCUAUGAUAAGAACCUCAAGAAGUUGUAUAACAACAUCUUGACAAAAGAACCAAGAUUCCCUAAAGAUACUCCAUCUGUUGUCAAAAACUUCAUAAGAAGGCUUUUGAACAAAGAGCCAAGCAAAAGACCAACUUUCGAAGAACUUAAGAACGAUCCUUUCUUUGAUAACAUUAAUUGGGACGAUGUUUACAACAAACGCCUCAAACCACCUUACAUUCCAAAGCAAGUCACUGGAAGACGUGCAACAAACUUCGGAGAAAAGAACAGAAAGGAUAGAACUGACUCAGAUGCUACUUCUGUUGAAAAUACUUCUGAAUUUGAUGGAUUUUCAUAUGCAGGUGAUUACUAA
Trichomonas vaginalis G3 is the source of this 1308-nucleotide messenger RNA. Its product is annotated as glycogen cell differentiation involved in embryonic placenta development. Gene Ontology annotation, biological process: protein phosphorylation. NCBI's taxonomy places the organism in Eukaryota, Parabasalia, Trichomonadida, Trichomonadidae. Bases 1 to 1308 code for a protein of 435 amino acids. The transcript has a single exon. Gene Ontology annotation, molecular function: ATP binding; protein serine/threonine kinase activity. The record is from RefSeq and is a predicted model, not a curated record.